GAUGUACCUCAAGUUUCGUGCAAGCCGAAUUGCGCGCACUAAGAAGAAGGAAUUAGCCUUUAGAAGUAGGCUGGCACAGAAGGUAAAUGAGGCAAGAAAAUUCGAUGUUGACGAAUAUAUAUCUAAUUAUCUGGAGGACUUUAAUACUCCACUGGUACCAGGAACCUAUCAAGGGAAGAGAUUACCAAAGUGGCUUAUACUGGAACUGAUGGAACAAGAUAAACAGAAGGAAAGAGAGAAAAGUUUGGAAGGAAAAUUCUUUACAACAAAGGAAGACAUUGUGAAACCAGGAGAAACAGUUGAUGAGUUUAUUCAGCGAACCUGGAAAUAAUUAGUUGUAAAAAUUAUUAAUAUGAAAUACAAAAAUUUGUUGUGAAA
This is a messenger RNA of Eurytemora carolleeae, 378 nucleotides long. RefSeq lists its product as uncharacterized. The transcript has 5 exons. Lineage: Eukaryota; Metazoa; Arthropoda; Copepoda; Calanoida; Temoridae. The record is from RefSeq and is a predicted model, not a curated record. Bases 2 to 331 code for a protein of 109 amino acids.